Molecule: messenger RNA, 1236 nt
Organism: Plasmodium knowlesi strain H
Lineage: Eukaryota; Apicomplexa; Aconoidasida; Haemosporida; Plasmodiidae
Product: 60S ribosomal protein L4, putative
Exons: 1
Coding region: 1-1236 (411 amino acids)
Biological process (GO): translation
Cellular component (GO): ribosome; cytosolic large ribosomal subunit
Molecular function (GO): structural constituent of ribosome; RNA binding
Source: RefSeq, a predicted model, not a curated record
AUGGCGACAGUGAGGCCUGUAGCAAACGUGUACAGCACGAAGAACAAGCAGGUGGUUGGAGAAGUGGAAAUCCCGGUGGUCUUCCAAACUCCCAUAAGGAAUGAUCUUAUACAAGAGGUUUUUAAAAAUGUAUCGAAGAACAGAAGACACCCAUACGCAGUGAAGUAUGAGGCCGGGUAUGAAACAUCAGCUGAAUCAUGGGGAACAGGAAGAGCAGUGGCAAGAAUCCCAAGGGUACCAGGAGGAGGAACCCAUAGAGCAGGACAAGGAGCCUUUGGAAAUAUGUGUAGAGGUGGAGGAAUGUUUAACCCAACAAAGAUAUGGAGAAGAUGGGGGAGGAAAGUAAACCUCAAGGAAAAGCGUUAUGCAGUUUGUUCAUCCAUUGCAGCUAGUGGUGUGACAUCAUUAGUACUAGCUAGAGGACACCGAAUUUCUAACAUAAAGGAAGUGCCACUGGUAGUUAGCAAUGACAUGGAAUCAAUUAGCAAAACGAAAGAUGCCUUAAAAUUCUUAAUAACUUUAGGAUUGAAAGAUGAGGUAAACAGAUUAAUUAAAUCCAAGAAAGUUAGAGCUGGAAAAGGAAAAAUGAGAAACAGGAAAUAUCGAAUGAGGAACGGUCCUCUCAUAAUAUACAACAAAGAUUCAGGUGUGAAAAAAGCAUUUAGGAAUAUCCCUGGAGUUGAUUUAUGUAAGGUUACGAAACUGAACCUACUUAAGUUAGCACCAGGUGGGUCCAUUGGAAGACUGUGCAUUUGGAGUGAGAGUGCAUUCAAAAAAUUGGACAUUAUGUAUGGAAAGAUUUACAAGAAAGAAGUUACGAAAAAAAAUUAUAUCCUACCAAAGUCCAUUAUGGGAAAUUCUGAUAUCUACAGAAUCAUUAACAGCGAACAGGUUCAGGCAACUCUGCUAGCUAGAAAGAGACCCUGCAAGAAGAGAGUACAGAACAAAAACGCUCUCACGAACUUUGCUGUGAGAUGUAGACUGAACCCAGCGUACAAACUACUUAGAUCCCUUGCCAUCAGGAAAAUGAAGAAGAGCCUUGAGGCGAAGAAGAACAAGAAAAAGGAACUCAGGGUUAACAAGAAAAUCCAGAAGAAGGACCUACAGAAAGUUAACCACGCCUACUACACGAGCAUUGCCAAUUCGUUGAAACGCAAGAAGAAGAAGGAGGAGAAGAAGGCUAAGUCGAAGAAAGACGCCGACAAAGCUCUCCUCCCCACCGCAGGGGAUGAGUAA